Puccinia triticina is the source of this 939-nucleotide messenger RNA. RefSeq lists its product as uncharacterized. Lineage: Eukaryota; Fungi; Basidiomycota; Pucciniomycetes; Pucciniales; Pucciniaceae. The coding region runs from base 1 to 939 and encodes 312 amino acids. The transcript has 4 exons. The record is from RefSeq and is a predicted model, not a curated record.
AUGUCAGAGGCCGAAGCAGCCAGCGGGGGUCCAGGGCUUCUCCAAUAUACCUGCCGAGCUUCACUCGCGAUUUAUCGCCCACACUUCCGCCCGUCUCUUCAAACCCCCAGACGGCAGCUGACUAAUAUGAACUCGACUUAUCUCCUGCGCGGCAUUCUUCUGCUGGCCCAUCUCCUCCAUGAUCGCGCCUCUGCAGCAUAUCGAGGACGUGAGGUUGAAGAAGAAAUGUCCAAUUCGAUCGAAUUAUCUCAUGCUCCUCUUAUAAAGCAGAGCGUACCGGAAUCAUCCGGUCAACUCGCUGCACUGACUAUGUUCCCCGUUGGUCAAUCUCCUUAUAUGUUUUCCCUUUGGUCAAUCUCCUUAUUCAAGGGCAAGAACCAUCUCGCAAAGGAAUAUUGGCAUUUUUCCGAGCGAAACCCAAAGGUGCAUCAGUCGAAAAUUAGCGGUGAAUAUAGGGUCUCAACCUGGGAACUGACAAAGACACUUGCCCCAGGUCAAACGAGCUCGCCGCAAAAACCUGUCGGAGUGGAUAAGGAACUCAGAAAGUGGCUGGAUGAUAUUUACAACUACGCCGCGGGAGCCUCAGGAUUCCUAAGUGGAAGAUGCAAGGAACCCCAAUCGUUCAGGGCGUACGCUGAAACAAUCGACCCGGUUCGCAAGCUGAUGAAACAACUCAAGAAAGAUCCAAGAAGUCCACAUAUGGCCGGACUGCUCACUGAGGUCUUGGAGCAGAUCUUCGUCCUGAGCGGAAAAAACGAUGCGGAGCGUGUCGUGAUUGCAGCAUGUGCCAAAGCACUUGCCGAUGUUACUCAAGCCUUGCAACUUAAAGCAGAGUCCAUCAACAUCGAAAAGUGGCAUGAGUAUAUGAAAAAUCCUGACAACUCCCAAGUCGUUCUUUUCUUGUACCAUCUCCAGAUAAUGUGGUUUCCCCAAUUCUGA